Messenger RNA from Drosophila subpulchrella, 359 nucleotides. RefSeq lists its product as uncharacterized. Lineage: Eukaryota; Metazoa; Arthropoda; Insecta; Diptera; Drosophilidae. Bases 31 to 273 code for a protein of 80 amino acids. The record is from RefSeq and is a predicted model, not a curated record. The transcript has a single exon.
CCCCAUCGCAACACUUUAAAAUAGUUUAAAAUGACGAAUGUCGUAAACGUAUCAUCUACUGAAAAUUCGUCCGCUGGACAACAGAAGAAUCCUAAGAACAGUACGAUGACACCAAUUGAGAUAUCUAUUGAGAAAUUGCCAAAUCUCGCCUCAAACUGGUCCACAUUUUUAAGAGACAUAACCAAUGACCGAAAGCUACGAGCCGAACGUAUAAAUCGCCAGUCGGAAGAUGUCAUCCAAUUCAUAAAUAGAUUUCCCCUCUUGGAAUCUUAAGAAAACCGUCUUGAGAAUGAUGCUAGAAGGAAAAAUCAAGUCACCAAAAGCUUUCAAUUCAAAAUUAUAUAUAAUUAGAUUAAUGU